Lactuca saligna is the source of this 816-nucleotide messenger RNA. The record is from the annotation of a GenBank genome assembly. NCBI's taxonomy places the organism in Eukaryota, Viridiplantae, Streptophyta, Magnoliopsida, Asterales, Asteraceae.
AUGGAGGUCAUCAGUGGUCUUGUGCGUGAGGGGUUUUUGAAUGAUGUGGCUCAGUGGGUGGUUACCAAUCUUCGGAAGACAAACCCUUUUGAUUCGUCUUCGUCUGCCUAUUCUUGGACAUUUGACCUUGAUGGAAUUGCCCAAAUGUAUCAAUCCUAUGAAGAAACUAAUCUAUGGUGCUAUAAGCAUGAGUUCCUCAAGUAUUUCUUUCUUUCUACUGGAUUAUUAUUUCAAUACGAAGCAGAACUUGAUGCUUUCCUUGAGUUUCUUAUCUGGAGGUUCUCAAUUUGGGUUCAUAAACCUACUCUAGGAUAUGCUCUCAUGAAUCUACGAUACGGAGAUGAACUCACCACGGAAACAAGAGCAAAACUUAGAACAGGGUUAGAGGGACCUGGGCUCACACUUUAUCAGAAAAUAUGGUACUGUGUUGCUACACAAUGGGUGGAAAUUAUAGGAUAUGCACACGAAAAUAUGGAUUUAUUGAAAGAUCAAGAUGUCAUUAGGAUUGUGCUUAACUUAUUGAAGACAAAUACAAGUGUUGCCACUGGACUUGGAACAAAUUGGAUAGUAAUUUGUGCCCCUGAUGAUGGAUCAUGUGCUUGGGGAUAUUUUGAUGUAUGUGAAGAUGAUGUGGCGACUGUUAGCCCAACUGGACAAGAUGAGAAUCUAUUAAGCCCUAUAAUGGCUCCUUUUCACUCUUCACAGUUAUCAGGGUUCACCGAUGGGAAUGAGGUCAAAAGAGAUUUUUCGGAUCUUUCUUGGGUUGGAAAUGUUACAGGGCUUAUAGCUAAAUCUGCAAUCUUUUUUCUGUUUUGA